AUACAAAAUGGAUAACAAUCCUUGAAUAUAAAGGAAUAUAUUGAAUAUAAAGGACUUUUUCCAAUGAUUGCAAAUUACUUUAUUAAAGAUUUACAAGCGAUUUUUUGCUUGGUUGCAAAUAAAAGACAAAGAAAUCAUUAGUAUUUUAAAACUUCAUGCUGGUGUUGAUAGAAAACUGUCAGAAGCCACAGUGCGUUGCAGUUUGUUGUGUAUGUGAGUCUGGAUAGCUAGAGACCAGCUAGCUGGUCCAUAGGUCAUAAUAUUGUGCCUGUUUAUUAUAUACUAUGAUUUUUUUUUUGUUUACAUUUGAGAGACACUUGACCGAAGGUUUCCCUCAUGAUCUUUAAAACAUAUAAAUGAAGGAUGUCAAGUUGAUGAUCCACCAAAGAAUGAUACAAAUCCAAAGAAUGGGGCCCAAGUACAAUAAAGUUACUGUAUACCUAUGAAUCCCCUAAACUUCUUUGUUUUGAUUUUUCCUAGAUACUGAGAACAAAGAUCCAUUCUUUCAAGAUGUUUAUGGGAACACCUCAUGAUAGCAGUUCACCCUCUCCCAUCCAAGCAAACAGUCCAGAGCCUAAAAGUCCAGUUUCUGAGUCAGAUUGUCCUUCAUCUUCUCUUCCACAUCAUUCACUUCCCUGCUGGGCAACCCAGGCACAUAGUGAUCUCGCCCAGGCCAAGGAAGAGUUACGUCAGAUUCAGGUCCGUCAUGCAACCGAGAUUGAAACAGUUAAUCGAGGUGUGGAACGAGCAAUCCUUGGAGCACGUAGAGAGGAGCGGCGCCUACUGGAGAGGGUGGAGCAGGACCAUCGAGACACUCAGCAACGCUUGGAGCAAGUCCAGAGGGAGAAUAUAGCAGCUGCAAGGGUCAGCCAGUCUCUUUUGGAGCAACGGCUUGAGAAAAUGGUUCAGCUUCAACAACGACUCCAGACAGUGGGUCAGUCUGUUCUAUCUAAAAAUGGAACAAGCAAAAACCCCUUACUAAAUGAAAUUUCAGACUUUCUACAACCUUGGGAAAUCUCUGUUUCACUUAAGAAAGUGAAUUUCAAGCCGAGCUCCCAACCUAAUGCCGUAACCUUUGGAGACAUUCGAGUGCAAGAGCAAAAUCUGUGUCUGAAUGUUGGAGGCUGUGGGCCUCAUGGAAAGCUGUGUGCUCUACAUUCAAAGGAGAUACAUUGCGAAGACACAAACGAUCAAAGUUGUAGAGAAGAAAACGGCACACGAGGACAGGGCUGGACAUCCCCAACAGGCAGGGUGGUCAGAAGAAUCAACCUCUUAAACCAAAAUGCUCUAGAGUCAGAGGAAGGCCAGAAUCUCUCUUCUACAAAGAUACAUCACUGGCUCCCUAAAUGUGAAGAGUUUGACUGGGAAACUUCCCAAGUUGAUAAGAUGGAUACAAGUUGCUUUGAGUUACAAGGUGAAGACGUAUUUCUGGCUGUCCCUUCUGCUCUUAAAAGUAGGGACAUCAAAGCAAAGGACACAGUAUCCAGGAUGAACAUUGAUGGGGAUCAUUGCUCUCCCAUUAAAUCAGAGAAAAAUGCUUUCUGUGGCCACUAGUAGAAAAUCAUCUCCUGAACGAAGACAAGAGUCUGCUAAGAUGAGUCAUUGCUUGAGUCUAGAAAGCUGGGGUGGACCUAAAGGAAAAGGGAGUCUUGAUUCCAGUAGUAGACCUUUGCAAUAUGGUAGCAGUACCCUAACAUCUCCAAAGAUGACUUCAAGAGAUCAUUUGGUCAGUCAAAGCUGUCUAGAUGUCACCUCAAAAGUGAGAUCUCACUCCCGUCUCAGCCAGUCUUCUGAUGAACACUCUUUAGGGACGCUGGGGGAUUCUGGCCGUGCACCAUCUCCAGCAGAUAGCCUUGACUCAACCUAUACUUUUAUUGUAAGCCCAUCAAAUGACCUCAGUUUGAACAAAGGCUCUUUGAAACAUAGUUUUCACCUAUCCAAGUCGGCAGUAGACUUAACACAUAAGACAAGGCCGUUGAUUAGUAGCGCUACAAAUAAGCAAGAAUUGUGCAGAGUAAAGAGUGGUAACCUCAGCUCCAUGAUGAGCUCCACCUCAGCUUCCCCAGCUCCGAGUAGAGGAUUCAGGGUUUUUGAAAGGAGUCAGAUCCUCUCAUACCCUAACGACGUAGGCCGUAACGUCCUGCCACAGUCAAAGAAAAACGCCACAACAACUGGACUGAAACAAGGCUCUGUAGUUAGGUCACUGUCCUUGUCAGUCAUAGAUGGUUCCUCUCAAGAGCAAAAGAGAGGUAGGGGGGAAUUAGGAGAACCUACCCUGGUGGAGUUAGAGGAAGAGGUUGAUCCAUUGUUUAUGGAGUUCAACGCGAGCGGUGUUCAUCUCACUCGGCAGUUUGGGAGGCAGGGUUCAGGCCGGGCUGACCUUACUCUGCCAAGUGGUAUCCAUGCCACACCACAAGGGCAACUCUUUAUAGUUGACUGUGGAAAUGCACGUGUCCAGGUGACUGAUCCUCAAGGAAACGUCCUUCAGCAAGUGACCUCUCCGAACAUCAGCGGCUCCUCCAGACGAUGUCGAAACUACUUUGACAUUGCUGUCAAUGCCAAGGGUCUGAUUGCCUUAAGCUGUGCCGCAGAAAGAGCUUUGCUUGUGUUCAGCCGACACGGUCGUCUGCUUCAGACCUUUGGGGGAUCAGGGUUGGCCUCUGCGAAAGAUGAACUGGAAGCUCCCAGAGGGGUGACUGUAACCAGACUAGAUGAAUUUUUGGUUGCAGAUAUAAGAAAAGGUACACUCAUUGCUCUGAAGCUUGAUCCAAAAACAGGCUCCAGGCUGGAACGUACAGUGGUGACCGGAUUCCACAGGCCUUACUUAGUGGCAGCCUGUUUAAACUCAGGCAUGGUAGUCGUGUCUGAAAGGGGCAACGAAACAGGACGCGUGCCUUGCAUCAAAGUGCUGGAGCCAGGGUGGAACACAGUGAGAGUUCUUGGUGUAUGUGCUGGUAUGGGACCAGUCCUUACAUGUCCCUGGGGCAUAUGCAUAGAUAAAGACAGCAAUAUCUUAGUUGCAGACUGGGGAGAGCAGCACAGAAUUGUGUUGUACCCCACUCAGGGCGUCGGCUGGCCCAUUGUGAACCAGGGCUUGAGUAGUCCACGUGGCUUGACCUUGCUACCGGACGGGCAACUGGCCGUGUCAGACAGCAUGCAUCACUGCAUUAAGAUUUACAAGUAUAAAGGGUCACAUGACUAAAUCAGCUUUGUUGACAUUUUAAAAGUGGGUUUAGCAAACUGUGUGGUUGAACAAUUACAUCUAAAAAGUGUGUUUAGUAAGAAUUACAGUUUGGUUCAUGUUACUGUGGACAUGCGAGUAGAGUUGGAUGCAUCUGUAAGGAUGAAACUGUGCCUGUACAGUUUGACGGAUGAUACAGUAUAAUUAGGUGUUUACUGAAAAAUUAUUAUUAU
This is a messenger RNA of Fundulus heteroclitus (mummichog), 3414 nucleotides long. RefSeq lists its product as uncharacterized. NCBI's taxonomy places the organism in Eukaryota, Metazoa, Chordata, Actinopteri, Cyprinodontiformes, Fundulidae. The record is from RefSeq and is a predicted model, not a curated record. The coding region runs from base 511 to 1554 and encodes 347 amino acids. The transcript has 2 exons.